Molecule: messenger RNA, 561 nt
Organism: Kluyveromyces lactis
Lineage: Eukaryota; Fungi; Ascomycota; Saccharomycetes; Saccharomycetales; Saccharomycetaceae
Exons: 1
Coding region: 1-561 (186 amino acids)
Source: RefSeq, a predicted model, not a curated record
AUGGGCGAGGUGAAGAGUUACUUACGAAAAUGGAGACGCUCUUCCAUUCUUAAAAGAAGCAGUUUGAAGGAUAAACGGAAAGAAAAUUGGGAACAACGUAUAGAGAAGUCCUUGAGCGAAUGCGAUGACAUUAAAAACUUAUUGGCUGGUCGUCCAACGACACCUGAUAUUGCAAGAACGAAUAAUAGUACAUUCCUUUCCAAGCGCUCUAGGGCUUUUGUUACAGAACCGUUAUCGAACCAAGAAUUGGAUAAAAUCAAAUAUAUGAAUUUUGCAAUGGAGAGAGAUUAUAGAGCAGGUACUAGGCCAGUGAUACCGAGAAUGGAUUCAACCAACAGACGAAAAUUGAGCGUAAAUCUCACCCCGACAUCGAUUUCAGCAGAUGACUCCGAGAAUAAUGCGAUAGUGAAAGACUUUUCUGAGUUCAUUGAAAUUUCUUUCAAUAGUUUGAGCAUUUCCGAUGAAUACACACCCCAACCAAGCUUUUCCAAAGAGUCCGAGGAACCUAGAACCGCCAGUUCUAAGAGUCUAGAAAGUCUAUGGAGUAAAAAUGUGAAAUAG